AUGUUUACUUUGCAAUCGUAACCGUGGAAGUUGCCAUAACUAUUUCUGAUAUUAUGUUACUAUUGCGUAUAUUCUGUUUAGAAAAAAUAAGGUGAGACUUUGAUUAAUUUUAGAUUAUUGAUAAAGGAUGUAUUUUACAUUUUAUAUGUAUCUCGAUACAUCAACUUUGCUCUUCUUCUAACAUAUUAUGUAUAUAGUUACAUAGCUUAUGCUAUUUUCUAAGAAAUUAGUCCGAAGUUUUUUAGAAAUAUUUUUAAGUCAAUGUUGUCUAUGUUUUAAGUAUUAACACUAGACAGUUGGAAUUUGUAAGUUAAUCAAUCGGUUUCAAAGUAUUACGGAUAAGCUUGGAGUAUAUUCUUCCUGUUUUUCAUUUUGUUCAUGUUUUUCUAUUUUAUCAAUUUAUUAUUGGGAGCGUUUGUGAGUUAUUAUUCAAAUCCUACUUUGAGAAGAAACUUUGAAUAUGACUUUUAACAUGACGAUGUCCUAAACUAGGAUUUGAAUUUAGAGUACAGACAUUCAAUAGAAAUAAGAGAUGCAUUGAAAUUAUUAGAUAUGGAUCAGACUCCUUAUUAAUUAAAUCGUAAAUCUUGGGGAUUGAAUGAAUCAGAGGUCUCAAUCUACCUCUACAUUUCAUUAUAAAUACUGCUAUCAAUGGCAUAAUUAUUUAGUAGUUUACGUUAAAUCAACUAUGCCUUGAUCGUGAUAGAGAAUAUCUUUGGGAUAUAUUUCUGCAUCUUAUGUUACUAGAAGAUAAUGUAAUUCAGAUAGUUUAUCACUGAAUAAAAAAGCCAGUUUGAAGAGAAAUUUCACGAUGAAACCUAAAUAAGAAACGAAGAAUAUUCGGUCAGAUUAUAUGUCGUAAUAAUCUUGUUGAUCGCAGGUCCAGCAGCAACAAUCGUGGACAUAAUUUCAUUAUCCAUUUAUUAAGACAUCAGAUUCGGACCAAUGCUGAGAGUUCUUAUAGUACUGGCCAUACUCUAUGUUUAAAAGUUGCUGUUCAAAUUUGUUGAAGUGUUGCCUGGAGUCAGCCAUAUCAUCAUUUUUGUAGGAGGCCUACUAUUUACUAUGGCUUUGAUUGGUCACUAAUUUAUUAAAGUUGAUGUCGGCUAUCCCUUAUUUGAUUCUCUGACUUAAUCUUAUUUGUUCAUGUUGUAAGUAGUGACUUUUGAUAGUUGGGGAGAUGUAGCCCGGAUAGUGAUACGACAUCAGGCUAUUUAUGUUUUUUACUUUUUGUUUUUGACCAUUUUUAUUGGGUUCUUUUUAAUGAAUAUGUUGGUAGGAGUAAUGGCUACAAUGACUUAACCAAAGACAUAGGAAUUAUUUGAGAAAGAUCACAUUUUGAGAUAAAGAGUGAAUGAAUUAUAGGUUAGAUAAUUAAGUGAACAUAUUCAAUAGGUAAGUUAUACUAUUGCUAUUUUACUAGUUUAAAGGACAGGAGUAGACUUAGCAUAAUUAAUUAAAGUAGAUAUUGGACGAGUUCAAUUCUUCAAGGAACACACAACCUCUAUAUGUGAUAAUUGA
Molecule: messenger RNA, 1521 nt
Organism: Paramecium tetraurelia
Lineage: Eukaryota; Ciliophora; Oligohymenophorea; Peniculida; Parameciidae
Exons: 1
Biological process (GO): monoatomic ion transport; transmembrane transport
Cellular component (GO): voltage-gated sodium channel complex; plasma membrane
Molecular function (GO): voltage-gated sodium channel activity
Source: RefSeq, a predicted model, not a curated record